Cuscuta europaea is the source of this 625-nucleotide messenger RNA. NCBI's taxonomy places the organism in Eukaryota, Viridiplantae, Streptophyta, Magnoliopsida, Solanales, Convolvulaceae. The record is from the annotation of a GenBank genome assembly.
CGUCUCCCUCUCUCUCCCCAUUCUCACACACAUCUCCCCUAUCUUUCCUUUCCCAUCUCCUCUCUACUUCACCUUCUCCGCCCAAAUCUUCCUUCAUUUCUGUCAAUUCUUCAUUCACUUUCGCCGCCACUCUUUACCAGUUCAACAUCCACCAGCUUCGUCCCUCUUCAACGAUUUUUGAUCGCCAUUCCAGUUAUAUGAGAGAUUUACAACAAAUUAAAUGCUCCGGAGGAUGUGGUGGUCAAGCCAGAGAUCCGCCACGGCCUCACCGGAAUAGGCCACGGAAGCAGCGAAGGCGGUGAUGGUGGUGGUGGCGGCAACAGCGCAGCGGCAGAUGAGCCGAUAGAGUGUGGCAGAAGCGAUAACAACGUUUGAUGAGGCGGCCGACGGUGACAGAGGCCGACGGUGACAGCGGUCGAUGGCGGUGACUACGACCAGUGGCGGCAGUAGGGAUGUGGUGGUUGUGCCCUAGGGUAGCAGUUGUGUCAUCUACUUGUUUGUCCACAGUAAUAUUUUGUUUUAUUAUGUUGUUUAAAUAAUUAAUAAAGAAAUCAUGCUAUCAUUAAGGGUAAUUUUGUCACACCCUUAUCUUUAGCUCCUACGAAACCCUCAGGUCUUAUUUUUG